Rattus norvegicus (Norway rat) is the source of this 1246-nucleotide messenger RNA. RefSeq names its product plasminogen activator, urokinase receptor (gene Plaur). The coding region runs from base 14 to 1000 and encodes 328 amino acids. Gene Ontology annotation, biological process: urokinase plasminogen activator signaling pathway. Gene Ontology annotation, cellular component: extracellular region; plasma membrane. Lineage: Eukaryota; Metazoa; Chordata; Mammalia; Rodentia; Muridae. The record is from RefSeq and is marked validated. The transcript is spliced from 7 exons.
GAACGAAGAACCCAUGGGCCUCCUGAGGCGGCGGCUGCUGCUGCUGGUGGUGGUGGUGACGACCUGUGUCCCAGCCUCCCAGGGCCUGCGGUGCAUACAGUGCGAAAGUAACCAGGACUGCCUGGUGGAGGAGUGUGCCCUGGGCCAGGACCUCUGCAGAACCACGGUGCUUCGGGAAUGGGAAGACGCCGAGGAGCUGGAGGUGGUGACCAGAGGCUGUGCCCACAAGGAGAAGACCAACAGGACCAUGAGCUACCGCAUGGGCUCGGUGAUCGUCAGCCUCACCGAGACCGUGUGUGCCACAAACCUCUGCAACAGGCCCAGACCCGGAGCCCGAGGGCGACCUUUUCCCCGGGGCCGUUACCUUGAGUGUGCAUCCUGCACCUCUCUGGACCAGAGCUGUGAGAGGGGCCGGGAGCAAAGCCUGCAGUGCCGGUAUCCUACAGAACACUGUAUUGAAGUGGUGACGCUCCAAAGCACAGAACGGAGCGUGAAGGACGAACCCUACACCAAAGGCUGUGGCAGUCUUCCCGGAUGCCCGGGCACAGCAGGUUUCCAUAGCAACCAGACCUUUCACUUCCUGAAGUGCUGCAACUUCACCCAAUGCAAUGGUGGCCCAGUUCUGGAUCUUCAGAGCUUACCACCGAAUGGCUUCCAAUGUUACAGCUGUGAGGGGAACAGCACCUUUGGAUGUUCCUACGAAGAGACGUCCCUCAUUGACUGCCGGGGACCAAUGAAUCAGUGCUUGGAGGCUACAGGCUUAGAUGUGCUGGGAAACCGGAGUUACACCGUAAGAGGCUGCGCCACGGCUUCCUGGUGCCAAGGUUCCCACGUGGCCGACUCCUUCCAGACCCACGUCAACCUCUCUAUCUCCUGCUGUAAUGGCAGUGGCUGUAACCGCCCUACAGGGGGCGCCCCCGGGCCAGGCCCUGCUCAUCUUAUCCUCAUUGCCUCCCUGCUCCUGACCCUCAGACUGUGGGGCAUCCCUCUCUGGACCUGAAUCCUGAGCCGUCUGCCCUGGCUGGACCCAGGGACUUUUGACCUCCUCCCCUCUGCUCCAUCUUUGAGGACAGGCGUGCUGUAUUGUCUUCUUGGGGCCUCAAGAACUGGAAGAGAAUUGAGAAAAGGGCUGCGGGCAGCAGGGGGCCUCUUGGUUGAGUUAAUAUUGUUGCUGUUAUUAUUAUUAUCAUUGUUAUUACCCUAAUUUAUUAUGUAAAUAUAUAUAUAAGAUUUUUGUACCAGUGAA